AUGACAGACCACGAUCCACAAGAAAUCUUCACUAUGCCCUCCUCAUCCGAUGAAUCGAUAACGAUCACUUCAUCGAUAUCGAUGCCAUCACCGACGUUAUCGUCUUCUCUCGAUCUCUCUUCAUCAUCGACUAUACCCGACCAUGGCCAACCGACCAACGGCACACGACAUGGACAUGAUAGUGAUGGCGCAAUAAUGUAUAAAGCUUAUGUGAUGCCUUAUAGUUGGUAUUGGAUAAUUAGCGUGUUUCUUUUAAUGGUAACUCUACAUCUGUAUAGGAUAACAAAACAUCAUUAUAGGAAAAGGAAAGCUUUGAAUCGAAAUCAGAAUGAUCAAUCAGUAUCAUACAAAUCACUGAAUACAACGGAUCGAGAUGAUCAAGAUGAUGACGAUGAACAAAUUCAAUUAUUACAUUCACAAUCACAUUCACGUCCACAUCUACGAUCACAAUCGUAUCACCAAUCGCAACCACAAUCUCGAUCCCAAUCACGAUCCCGAUUUUCACCACAAUCUCAGUCUUCAACUAUCAUAGAUCAUGAUCAAGUCAGAUCUUAUUGGAUAAGAAGACUAAUAACAGGUCUAUCAGCAACUUUUAGAAAUAUAAUGUAUUUGAGAUCUUUUCCUUGGUGGUUAUAUGGCCCAGAAACUUUGAUGGAUGCUUCAUUUACAAUAUUAUAUGUCACGGUAUAUCUUUAUCUAUGUUUUCAUUUAACAGAUUCUUGGUGGCCUCUACACAAUGAUAAUAUCGCUAAUAGGAUGGGUAUAUUGUCAUUCUCACAAUUACCCAUUAUUCUUUUAUUGGUCAGCAAGAAUAACCCAAUUUCAUCACUUACCGGAAUCACUUAUCAAAAGCUUAAUUAUCUUCAUCGUGCAAGUUCAAGAGUGUGUUUAAUGACAAGUUGGGUUCAUGCUAUACUUUGGACACCUAGAGUAUGGGCAGUCAAAGAUUUUAGACAAUAUCUCUUAUGUGGUAUCGCUGCUCUUUUUGGAUUCACCAUGCUUUGGGUGACAAGUUUCAGAUUUGUUAGACGGGUGGCAUAUGAAUUCUUCUUGGCUUCCCAUAUAAUUUUUACCGUGAUGUAUCUUGUUGGAGCCUACUUUCACUGGUAUUACCUCGGACAAUGGGUAUUACCCGCACUGGCUAUUUGGAUAUUUGAUCGACUGCUACGAUUCCUCAAAGUAUUAUAUCAGAACAAUUUCCAUAAUCCACGAAAAUGGAAAUCAAGAGGUGAAAGUAAGAUUGAAUUGCUGGAUCAUGAUGUGAUGAGAGUGACUAUACGGCGAGACAAUUUUCAUUGGAAAGCAGGUCAACAUGCAUUCAUCUCAGCUCCUUCCAUAUCUGGAAUGCCUCAUGAAUCGCACCCUUUCUCCAUCGCCAACGUACCCACCGAGUCUGCCAAUGAUACCAUCUUCUUGAUUCGUGUACAUACCGGAUUCACCAAAAAACUUCGUACAGCCCUAUCAUCUGAUCUCACCACCUCUGUCCCACUGUAUAUCGAAGGACCAUACGGUUAUGCUCAUUCCCUCGAUUCGUAUUCCACCGUUUUAUUGUUGGCAGGUGGAACGGGCGUUACAUUCGUAUCUGGACAUUUCCUUCAAAUACUGCAAAAUGUCAAAAAAGGUAAAUCGGCCGUGAAGAAACUACAUCUUGUGUGGCAUAUAAGGCAUGUUGAAGAUAUAGAAUGGAUCGCUCCUCUAUUGAACGAAGGAAUAAAGGAAUUAUAUUCCAAGGAUAAUGCAGAUUCAAACUCAAACGAAUCUUCUUCGAUAAAUGUUGAUCACGAUAUCGACAUUGAGAUUGAUAUAUUCGUUACGAAAUCACAUUCAUCAGAUGAACCUUGGCCUACAGAAUUGAACUUGCACGAUACAAUACAAGAAGUGACACCUAGAAUACUGAACGAAGUGACACCUAGAAUACUGAACGAAGUGACACCUAGAAUUAUGGCUUUGAGAGGAAGAGAGGCUGAUAGGAGUUGGGAUGAAGGAUGUAUGACUUGUUCAAUACCAGGAACACCAAUUAACGAAUCAAGAGACGAAACUUAUUUUUCACCCAAAAGGCAAACUUUAUUAGGCAGAUAUGGUUUGCUCGCUGAAACUGCCGAGAAGAUAAGAUGGAGAAAAGGUAGAGCGAAACUAAAUGAAAUCGUUAAAUAUGACGCGGAGAACUGUAUAGGUACCAUGAAUGUUUCAGUAUGUGGACCUGUUCAAUUACUCAAAGCUGCAAAAUCAGCAGUAAGAGAAACAUCCAAUUUGAAAUCUUGUAUGGAUGGUUUAUCAAGCAUAGAUUUUUUUGAAGAAACUUUGGGAGCAUAA
This is a messenger RNA of Kwoniella shivajii, 2313 nucleotides long. RefSeq lists its product as uncharacterized. Lineage: Eukaryota; Fungi; Basidiomycota; Tremellomycetes; Tremellales; Cryptococcaceae. Gene Ontology annotation, cellular component: plasma membrane. The record is from RefSeq and is a predicted model, not a curated record. The coding region runs from base 1 to 2313 and encodes 770 amino acids. Gene Ontology annotation, molecular function: ferric-chelate reductase activity. The transcript has 9 exons. Gene Ontology annotation, biological process: intracellular iron ion homeostasis; copper ion import; iron ion transport.